Messenger RNA from Panicum hallii, 748 nucleotides. RefSeq names its product TPD1 protein homolog 1B-like. The transcript has 3 exons. Bases 50 to 625 code for a protein of 191 amino acids. The record is from RefSeq and is a predicted model, not a curated record. Gene Ontology annotation, biological process: cell fate determination. Lineage: Eukaryota; Viridiplantae; Streptophyta; Magnoliopsida; Poales; Poaceae.
GAGGAGAGCACUAGCUAAUCUCCGUAGCAGAUACAUACCGGCCGGCGAGAUGGAUUGCCCUCUGGAGCGAGCUUCCGUGGCGACCGUCAUCGCCUUUCUGCUCCUCCUAGCUUGCCACGGUCCAGCUGGAGUCAUUGCCGGCGGCGAGCCUCCGUACUCCUCGGCGGCGGAGACGAAGAAGCACGCUGAGAUGCACGCCCGCAAGAUGCUCAUCAACGCGACAACCGGAGGGCACCCGCGCGGCGUUGCUGCUGCCGCCGCCGCGGCGUACGCGAAGGCGGCGGAGCGGACGACGGCGGCGCUGGACGAGGACGACGACUGCUCGGAGGGGGUCGUGCAGGUGUCCCAGGUCAACGCCGGCCCGCUGCCGAACGGCAUCCCCACCUACAGCGUGGCCAUCACCAACACGUGCCUGGACUGCACGGUGCGCGACGUCCACGUCUCCUGCGGCGAGUUCGCCUCCACGGUACUCGUCGACCCCAGAAGCUUCCGGCGCCUAGCGUACGGGGACUGCCUCGUCGGGGAUGGCGGGCCCAUAGGCCCCGGCGAGACCGUCUGCUUCGAGUACUCCAACUCCUUUAUCUACAGCAUGGACGUCGCCUCGGUCUCGUGCGGUGAUAUUUAGGUUUUGUAGUGUGGGGGUGUAAGUCUUGCCAACAUAAUAUUUCCUGCCUUACUGGUUGGCAAAUAAAAGGAUCAGUGUAGUCUACUAGCUCAUUUCAGUAAUGCUUUUGGUUUCUUGGGAACU